AUCUGUAGUCAUUGGUCAUAUGAACUUAUACAGUAUUUUUAUGAUUCCACAAGAUGGUGAGGUUAGGACGUGUUUACUUGUCAGAUGCUUUAAAGCAAAGGAUGAAACGUAAAGACUGUUUAAACAUAACAGGAAUGUGUACAUAAAAAGUGGAUAAUCUUAAGAAGAAAUCAUGUUUUUCCCAAUUGGAUGGCCCCGAGUUCUAAACACAAUCGAACCGGAAAACAUAACGGCCGUUGUUUGCAAUAGGGAUAAAAUACUUUUCGCUAUUUUGACAACGGACGCUCUAACCAUCUGGUAUUGUAAGCCAUGUGUACCUAUUGUAUUCAUCAGAAGAACACCAGAUUCAUUAAGAAAGCAUGGAGACAAUAUUUUAUUACAAUGGAGACCAGAUUCCAGUAUGCUGGUUAUUGGGACAUCAGAUAGCUACCUUCUAUUUUAUAAAUUAUCGGAUACUAGUCCAGAAGAAAGAGGACUUUAUGAACAAAGAGACUCCCCAGUUACUAGUUUAAAAAGAGAUAGUGCUGAACUAUUUAUUAAGGAAGUUAUCCCUUCUUUAGUUUUAACAUUUGAGAAAUCAGUAUGGAUAGAUGAUGGUAUUAGUUCUUUGGUUUGUAUACGCGAUGAACUUAUGGUCGCUACAAAAACAAGUCAUGUAAUACGCCAAAAAUGGGACGGUACGGCAAAUAGAGAUUACUCUCUUGACUUAAGGAGAAUACCAUUUAGCAUAGAUCAACAGAUAUCUACCGUAGCUGUACCAUUAACUGAUAAUAAUGUAUAUAUUACCGACAUUGAAUAUUCCCCCUUAGUCGGUGGAUUUGCAAUUGUACUCAACACCGGCAAAGCAGCAUUCCUCACAGCUCAGUCAUUGAAAUUUGAUCCUAAUCAAGUUCAAGGAAUUUGGGCCAAAGAUAUUGAAGAUGCUACGUGUGCAGCUGUAAAUCACAAAUAUCGUCUUAUUGCGAUCGGAAGACAAAAUUCUGAAGGGGUAGUAUACUAUGUCGACGAAACAACAGGAGGGCUAGAAAUGUCACAUACGUUGAGUUUAUCUUCGAAAGAUUAUCCAGGAAGACCAGGUCGUGUAAGAUGUUUAAAAUGGACUCCCGAUAGCUGUGCUAUUGCAUUGGCUUGGGAAGGUGGCGGCCUAGCGAUAUGGAGUACAUUCGGUGCUCUUUUACUUUGUACUUUAAAGUGGGAUUAUGGUUUAAGAGUAGACCUGGCGCGUGAUAAUCCUUUGCAUAUCCAUACGAUGGAAUGGUCUGCAGAAGGUUAUCAACUUUGGAUGUUAAGAGAAUCUCCAGAUCCUUCCUUGAUUGAAGAAAACGGAAACGAAAAACCUAAUUUAAGGCGAUCUUUGAUACAAUUAGAUUUUGUAAAAAGUCCUUUAACUAUCAAUCCUUGCAUGGGUCAUCAUGGACAUUUGUAUUUGCAAGGUGAAGACAGAUUAUAUUUAAAUCUUGGUGGUGGAGUUUCUACAAAUGCUCCGACCUUUCAUCUUGGUAGUGAAAUUCCUAAUGAUUCUAUCACGCAAACACUUGCGAGUUCCAAACAAUGGCUAGUUGUUCCUAUUCCCAGCGUGUAUAGCGGUUCCAAUUGGCCCAUAAGAUAUACUGCUAUUGAUAACGAAGGUAUGAGUAUAGCUGUAGCAGGUCGGACAGGACUAGCCCAUUAUUCUUUACCUUCGCGUAAAUGGAAAUUGUUCGGCAAUGAAACUCAAGAGCGGGAUUUUAUCGUUACUGGAGGACUGUUAUGGCAUAAGGGUUUCUUGAUAGCUAGCAGCUAUUCAAUAUUAGACGACAAGGAUGAAGUUAGAAUAUAUCCUCGGGAUACUCGUCUGGAUAAUAAUUACGUUAGAACCGUUAGAAUGCCAUCCCAGGUAUUACUGCUCAAUACAUUAAAAGACAGGCUCUUAACAUUUUGUGCUAAUGCACAAAUAAGCAUUUAUGAUAUGAUAUUAGAAAGCAAUAAUGAUGCAGGAAAUGUAGAAUUAACGAGAUUGCAAACUGUAGAUAUUAGUGGACUCUGUGUUCAUCCUGCUUGCGUUGUAAGUGCCACCUUGACUACUAUACGUGCAGAAACGGCCGGAAGUCAUCCGCAUCCUGAAAGUCUUCUGUUAAAUGUAUCCGGACGUCUUCUUAUGGUUCAACGAGAACAUUGCACCGAUAAUCCAGAGGUGCUAUUUACAUGUAGCGCUCCAACAGUAUUAGCUUCUUACGUAGAAAAUGUUUGGGUACCUUGGAGAUCGAGGCGGGAUAAACCUCAUUUAACAGAAGCCUUAUGGUUAUUUUGUGGUGCUCACGGCAUGCGUGUUUGGCUACCAUUGUUUCCCAGAAAUCAUCAAGAGAAAACACAUACAUUUAUGAGCAAGAGAAUAAUGUUGCCUUUUCAUUUACGCAUUUAUCCCUUAGCUAUACUGUUUGAGGAUGCUAUUCUACUCGGGGCAGAAAAUGACACCGUACUUUUUACAUCGGACACUAAUUCCCCGUUUUCAUUGCCAUUUAGUUUACUAGAACUUACAAGUCAAGUUUAUCUUCAUCAAAUAUUACGGCAACUUAUUCACCGUAAUUUAGGAUAUCAUGCUUGGGAAAUAGCUCGCUCGUGUUCCGCAUUGCCAUAUUUUCCCCAUUCGUUAGAACUUUUGUUACACGAGGUACUAGAGGAAGAAGCAACUAGCAAAGAACCAAUUCCAGAUGCUCAGUUACCUUCCGUGGUGGAAUUCAUCCGUGAAUUUCCAGGAGUUUGGGCUAGAGCAGUUGUACAGUGCGCUAGGAAGACUGAAAUAGCACUUUGGCCUUAUUUAUUCUCUGUUGCUGGACCACCGAAAAAGCUGUUGCAGGAUUGUUUACAACGCCAGGAACUCGAUACUGCUGCUAGUUACUUAAUAAUUUUACAGAAUUUAGAACCCUCUUCCGUUAGCCGGCAACAUGCUACUUUAUUACUAGACGCCGCUCUCGAACAAGGAAGAUGGGAAUUGUCAAAGGAUCUUGUUCGUUUUCUUAGAGCAAUUGAUCCAAACGACGUGGAAUCACCAAGAACAUCUUGGGGUGGAACAUCAAAAUUAGGAGGACCUACGCAAACACCACCGCUUUCACCUCACGAAGAUGACUUAUCUCUGGUGUUAGGAACCAUGCAAGUUUCACGAAGUCGAAGUUACAGUACUACAGUAACGCCUAAAGUACAAUCUGAUUCAGUGGCCAAAGAUAUAGCUCCGUCUUCAAUGUUAGAGAAAACUAGAAAUGUAGUUAUGAGACGAAAGAAGUCUGUACCGACAAACACUUCUAAAAUCGAGAAACCUGACAGCAAAGAGGGUUCGGCUGAAGAAUUCUUUAUCGACGUGAUACUACAACGUCACGCUCGUCGGCUACUUUCGGCAAAGAGACUUGCCGAUUUAGGCAGAUUUGCUGCUCGAUUAGAUUUUCAUUUAGUUACAUGGUUCGGAAGAGAACGCGACAGAGCAGCGAAAAUAGACGAUUAUAUCGCAGCAUUGAAAGCAGUGCACGAAGAUUUUGCAUUUGCUUACCCCGUGUUAUCACUUCCAACUUUACAAAAGUAUCGGAGAUCUAGCCUCACCUCUCUACGUUCUAUAAAAUCAAUUAGUUUAGAAACCCCGGAGGAUGAACCAGUGCAAUCCAAUUUUGCCGUUGAUUUACCUGAUAGCGGUUAUACUAGUUUACCAAGUGGAAGACCACCUUACACUACAUUAGUUUCUCCUGUUGCGAGUUUAGAAACACAGUUCCCUGCUGUUGAAACCAAAUUAACGACAAAUAUGUUACAUGAUGCUAAUAGUAUUCUUAGUGAUAGCAGUACUAUUUGGAGAGAUGAUACUGAAUCCAUUGUUGGAACUGGAGUCGGAACAGUGUGUUGGGUUUCACCAGAGCCGGUGGAACAAACAGAGGUCCAUAAUGCUUCGCCCUGUGCACCGAUAAGUCGUGCAGAAGUACAACUUAGAUAUCUUUUACAAUUAUUUUUGGAGGGUGGUUGCUUAGGGUGGGCUGCGGUACUGGCAACAGUUCUAUGCGAUGCACCUGCUAUGGCUAGAACUAUUCGAGCUGCACAUGCUCCCAUGCAGACUUUUGAUUCUGUAAUUAAUUUAAGAGAUGGUCUCCUUACGUUAACCAGAUGGUCGCAUUCUGAAUGUUUGGGAUAUAGACCAUUUAUGUCAGGAAUCCAGGGUCAAAUUUCUUUGUUGAAUAGGCUAAUUGUAACUAAGCAACAACAAGAACAAGAGCAGAUACCGGAGAGUCCUUCUCCCAGUCCAGCUCCAUCAGCUAAUAGUAAUCAACGGGGAAAUUUAUCUAGAUCUCGACAUUCGUCCAUUAGUCAUACUUCAACAACUACACCAUUAGAGGAAGAACGAUCCCAUGAACUAUCUUUAAAUGUUGAACAGACUUUCCGAGGUAACUAUAGCAAUCUCAAUACUGUGGAGAAUACUAAUUCACAGUCUACGUGUAUAAUCUCCUAAAACAAUACUGUCUUCAUGAAAUUCGAAUACGUCGUAUUAUUCUGCUGUUGAGUAGGUACAAAGAUUUUUCUAGAAUUUUUCAGCUUUUUAUGGAACAUGUUUAAGUACUGUUGGCUGAAAACGAAACUCGUCAAAUUACUAUUUGAUAUUAAGUAUCUCUUAAAGUAACGUGAGAUAGAUGUGAUUAGCAUCAAACCCCACUGUUAAAGAGAUAAGUGACAAUGAAAGCUAAUAAUUUUCAUAUUUUCAAUCGUGAUAUCGAAUAUAUUCGUUGAUCGUUGUACCAUAAUUAUGUAUACAGUAAUAUCUUUGAAAAUUUUAAUAUAUAAGAAACAAAUGUUACAAAAUUAAUAUUUCUCAUUUUUUAAGCAUUUCUACGCCUGUAAAUAUGUUAUUCAAAUCGUAGAAAGAGUAUUGUUGAAAUAUUUUUAGAGUCAUUCUAAUAACAAGCAAGCAAUUCUGUACAAGAAACAAUAUAGUUUAAUGAUACUGCAAUACGUGACUGAUAUCAAUUCUUCCUGUACUCAUAGACAAUAUAUAUUAAAUAAUGAAUAUUGACAUAUAUGCAAUUGAUGUUAGUAGAUUCCGAACUUAAUUGUGAAGAAAAUUAAAAAUAAAUGUACUCUGAUAUUUUAUGUAUUACGGUAUCAUAUUGACUGAAUUGUGAUUAUUAAAAAAAAAAAAAAAAAAAUU
Messenger RNA from Osmia lignaria (orchard mason bee), 5155 nucleotides. RefSeq names its product guanine nucleotide exchange factor subunit Rich (gene Rich). The record is from RefSeq and is a predicted model, not a curated record. NCBI's taxonomy places the organism in Eukaryota, Metazoa, Arthropoda, Insecta, Hymenoptera, Megachilidae. Gene Ontology annotation, cellular component: cytosol; Ric1-Rgp1 guanyl-nucleotide exchange factor complex; Golgi membrane. Gene Ontology annotation, molecular function: protein binding. Gene Ontology annotation, biological process: retrograde transport, endosome to Golgi; intracellular protein transport.